GUUCAAGUACAAAAUACAUCAAAAGGUCAUCAGAAAAUGUUGAUUUUUAGAACCUUAUAAGAAUAUAUAUCAAAUACUUAUAAUGUUAUAAGAAGUUAACAUUUCUAAGUUGCUAAAAAUGCUAGUGAAAGUGAGAGUGUUCCCUAUUGGGGUGACAGCUUUGAUUUCUGAGAGUGUAACUCUGUUUUUAAUCAUCUUUUUUAUUAAUUGAUUAUCCAACUCAAUGUCAACUGUUUAUCCUUGUCUUUUUCUCUCUUCACCAUGUAAUAGGGAAGGUAAGCCAGUAUGAGAUGAGUACGUACUGCUUAAAGCCUAAACAUUAGCCGUAUUCGUGUACUAAUCACUAAUUGUGUCCUCAUGGAAAUCUGAGUUUGGUCCUGAGGAAGUUCUGUGUGCUAUUGUGCUAUUUUAGCCUGUGAGCGUUUGACUUUAGAAUAGCUUUUGUGCUCAGCUUCAUGCCCAGUGGAGUUGAGUUACUCAAGUACUAAUAUUAGUAUGUGUAGAGUGAUAUUAAACAUGUCUGUUUCCUAAUAUCUAAUAUUUUGGUGCGUUGUAAAUAAAAUUGUGUAAAAAUGACACUGAAUUAUUUUAACGCAUUAUAUGGUCCAUUAGAUUCUGAAUAUGAACUUUAUCAAAAUGUCAUUUACAAGCUGUUGUGUGGAUCUCAAUGUUCUGACAAAUGUUAAAGCUGAUCUGUCGACUUGAUUCAGCAUCUUGAUCAUGCAAAUGUUCCUCUUAUGCUUCUGAAUGUAUUUGCUUCUAAUCGUUAUUAUGUUCACACUGUAGUGGAGGAAACCGAAGAGGAAGGUAAAACCGUGUUCGCUGUGUGUUGUGUUGCUUUUCCUGCAUGAGUUUAAAUUUAAGAUUAACUCCAAAAUAUAAUUUGAUUAGAAUUAGAUCAUAUUGGUGACCUAAAACCAUUAGAAAGCCCAUUUAUUUUUCCUUUAUAGACUAGAGUCUUUCACAUGCAUGCAUGCAGUUUAUUUUCACAGUUAAUUGAUUCAGCUACUCAUCUUCAUUUAUGCUAUUAUUUAUUUCUUCCUUCUUUCUUUCAUUUAUUCUAUCAUUCCUCCUCCUGAAGUGGAAGGUAAAUUUUUCACAACAUAUACUAACUGUAUUCAGUAUUUAUGCACCCGUGAUAUCAUUGUUCACUCAUUUUUAAAUUGUUUUAAUGAUAUAUUACACCAUAGAAGGCCUUUGCCACCACACACAAAUUUCACAAUUAAAAUAUAUUAGCUUAAAAUAGUCACAAUUCAGAUUUUUUUUUAAUAAUUAGAAAAAAGUCAGAAUUUAAAGAUAUGAACUCAUAAUAUGAGAUUAAAUUUAAAAAAAAAUUCAAUCCUGUGGCAGAAACGAGCUUCCAUAGUUAAGCAACUUCAUCAGUAUUUUUUGUGUAAAUCCACCUUUGUGUAAAAUUAUAAUAAUUAUAAACUUGCAUGAUAUUAAACAUGCAUUGCAUUAACUAAUCAUUUCUCUUCAAUAGUGCCGCCUCCAUCAGAGGAAGAACCAGCCCCUGAGGAGGAAGAGCCUGUGGAAGUAGAAGAGGAGCCAGAACCUGAACCACAAGAAGCUCCCGUGGAGGAGGAGGCCACAGAUGAGACAAAACCAAAGCCAAAAUUCAUGCCAAAUAUCAGUGCUCCAAAGAUUCCUGAGGGAGAGAAGGUGGACUUUGAUGACAUCCACAGAAAGCGUCAGGAGAAGGAUUUAUCUGAGCUUCAGUCUCUGAUCGAGGCUCAUUUCAUCCAGAGGAAGAAAGAUGAAGAGGAGCUGAUCGCUCUGGUCAACAGAAUCGAGAAGCGUCGCACCGAGAGAGCGGAGCAGCAGAGAAUCCGUGCAGACAAGGAGAAGGAGAGACAAGCCCGUCUGGCCGAAGAAAAGGAGAGAAGAGAGCAAGAGGAGCAGAGAAAGAAACAAGAUGAUGAUGCUAAGAAGAAGAAAGCACUUACCAACAUGACGCACCAGUAUGGAGGAAUCCAGCAGAAGGGCGAGGGCCGCAAGGGGGCGAAGAAACAGACGGAGAGAGAGAAGAAGAAGAAGAUCCUGGCCGAGAGGAGGAAGCCACUCAACAUUGAUCACCUGUCUGAAGAUAAACUGAAAGAGAAGGCCAGUGAGCUCUGGCAGUGGAUGAUGCAGCUGGAGGCCGAGAAGUUCGACCUCAGCGAGAAGCUGAAGAGACAGAAAUAUGACAUGAAUGUUCUCCAGACCCGAAUCACUGAACAACAAAAGUUUGCCAAAGGUCGUGGCAAGGGCAAGGUUGGCGGCAGGCUGAGGUAAACGUGCAGCGAAUCGAGGCAAUACAGAGAUCCAGAAGACUUCGUCACAUAUGCAUUAGUAGUCAUUACAAAACCAUCUUUCUGUUUGAUUGCACAUAUAGAGAUAGUAAAGUUCGUCAUGUUUUAUUUCUGCUUUUUUGUCUUAGACACACAAUUAUUCUGCACUCAUCAUUAAACUGUAUCAUUCAUUUUAUCCCUGCAACAUUAAAAGAGCCAAACUGCC
Carassius gibelio (silver crucian carp) is the source of this 2496-nucleotide messenger RNA. Its product is annotated as troponin T, cardiac muscle. Bases 1621 to 2274 code for a protein of 217 amino acids. NCBI's taxonomy places the organism in Eukaryota, Metazoa, Chordata, Actinopteri, Cypriniformes, Cyprinidae. Gene Ontology annotation, molecular function: tropomyosin binding; troponin C binding; troponin I binding. Gene Ontology annotation, biological process: regulation of muscle contraction; cardiac muscle contraction; sarcomere organization. The record is from RefSeq and is a predicted model, not a curated record. The transcript is spliced from 14 exons. Gene Ontology annotation, cellular component: troponin complex.